Chroicocephalus ridibundus (black-headed gull) is the source of this 2873-nucleotide messenger RNA. RefSeq names its product ataxin 7 like 2 (gene ATXN7L2). The record is from RefSeq and is a predicted model, not a curated record. NCBI's taxonomy places the organism in Eukaryota, Metazoa, Chordata, Aves, Charadriiformes, Laridae.
GCGGCGGCGGCGGCGAUGGCGGCGCGUGGGCGCGCGGCGGCGAUGGCGGCGGCGGCGGCGGAGCGGCGGCUGCCCAGCCUGGACGAGUUCGCCGGGCAGAGCUGGAGCGCCUGGGUGGAACGGGCCGGGCCCCCGGCCGAGACGGGACCGGGGUCGGAGCUGGAGGAGAGCGGGAAGGGCGGCGGCAAGAAGCUGGACGCCAUGACCCUGAUUAAAGAAGACAUGAACAUCUUCGGCCACUGCCCGGCGCACGACGAGUUUUACCUGGUGGUCUGCAACCACUGCAGCCAGGUGGUGAAGCCCCAGGCCUUCCAGAAGCACUGCGAACGCCGCCACGGCCCCCUCAGCAAACUCUACGCCCGCGCCGCCGCCACCCCUCCCAAGUGCCACGUCGCCGUCAACGGGCAACGGUGGCCGGCGGGCCCCCCCCCCGCCCCCCCCGGCACGGCCAAAGGGUUGCGGGAGAAACCCCCCGGCGCUCGCGCCCGCGUCCAGCCCCUGCCCGAGCGGCCGGACAAGGACAACCUUUGUUUGUUCGUGCCCGUGGUCAACCUGGAGAAGAUUCCCAGCAUCCCCAAAGCGGACGGGCACGGGAUCAAGGUGCCCCCCAAAGCCGUCCCCCCCACCUCCAAGGAACCCUUGGGGAAACCCGCCGCCCCCGCCGUGCCCAAAGAGCCCCCGGUGUCGGCGGCGGGGGGGGGGGAUUCGGCCGUGCCCGCCGACGGCCCCGGGUGCAAGCCGGAGAGCGCCCCCGCCCCGGGGGAGAAGGACGCGGGUGCCACCAAGCCGCCCCCCAGGUCCCACAAGAAGCUGGCGCGCAAGGAGUGCGACCUGAACCGGCAGUGCGGGGUGCUCAACCCCGACACCAACAAGAUCUGCACCCGCUUGCUCACCUGCAAGAUCCACUCGGUUCACCAGCGCCGCGAGGUGCAGGGUCGGGCCAAGGACUUCGACGUGCUGGUGGCCGAGCUAAAGGCCAGCACCCGCAAGGGCGACCCCCCCGCCAAGGAGAGGAGCCCCCCCGCCAAGGACCCGCCACCACCACCACCGCCACCCCCACCACCGCCGCCGCCGCCGCCGCCGCCCCCCCCCGGCACUUCUCCCUGCCGAGCCAAGCCCCCCCCCCACUCCCACUGCCCGCUCCCCAGGGCCCGGCUUUCCUCCGAGAGCGACGCCGAGGAUACCCCGUCCGCCUCCGGGGAGGGGGGGGCCACGGGGGUGUUCCCCUUCCCCCUGCCCAAAGCCGGGGGGGGCAGCCGGGUGUCGAGCGAGGAGAGCGAGGAGGAGGGGGGCGAGGAGCCCCCCCGCCCCCCCACCCGCCCGCCGCGGCCCCAGGCGUUCUGCACCUUCGGGAGCCGCCUGGUCAGCCCGGGCUGUUACGUCUUCAACCGGCGGCUGGACCGAUUCUGCUCGGCGCUGGGCUCCAUGCUGGAGCGGCACCUCAGCUCCCACAUGUGGCGGAAGAUCCCUCCGGCCGCCGAACCCCCUCUGCACCCCCCCCCGCCGCCCCCCAGCCCCGCCGCCACCGCCGCCGCCCCCCCUUGCGGCUCCGCCGUCCCGACCCCUUCGCCCCCAUCACGGACCUUCUCCUCGGCGGGGGGCCCCCCCGGCACCCGCGAAGGCCGCGUCCCCUACACGGUGGGGUCCCCCCACGCAGCGGCCGCCUGCAGCCAGCCGGAGUGCGGAGGGGGGGGCAGCCAGUCCAUCACCUCCCCCCUGCCCGCCAACACCCCCUCGCCCUCCUUCAGCAAGUUGCCUUCCACCAAGGCCAGCAAAUCCUCCCGCGCCCGGGAAGCCGCCGGGGGAACGGAGCCCGAUCCCCGCAAACGGAAGCCCCCCCUCGCCGCCGGUGGCCCCCCCUAUAAAAGGACCUGUUCGGGAGACGGGGUGAAAAACAAAAACCAGGUUUCGGCUCCCCCCGGCAAGACGAAAGUCACCUCACCGGGAUGCCCGGCAUCUUCUGCCGCCGCCGCCGCCGGCUCGCCCCCCCGGACUGCCGUGCCCCCCCCGCCGUUGGGGGACCCCCGAAGCUCCCCUUUGCACGGACCCGGGGUGCCACCGCCGCCACCCCCCCGGUGUAUCUCCGAGGACGAGGUCAAGAAGCGUAAGAACGCGGCCACCUACUGCCGACCCGUCAAACCCAAGACUGUGCCCCCCCUGCCCGGCCCCCCCCCGCCGCCCCCCGGCUCGGCCCCCCCCGACUCGGGGGGUUCCAUCCGUAGGAAGAAGCCGGGGACCCCCCUGGGCUUCGAGGAGAAGCGGAGCGCCCUGAAGGUAGGGCUGAGAUUGGGGGAGGCUGGGGGGGUCCCUGCUGAGAUGGGGGGGUGGCGUCUGGGGGUGGAGAGCGGGAGGUGAGGCAGGAAAAGUGGGGGCCAACACCCCCCCCCCCCCCCCCAGGGCCACCAGCACCCAGAGGAGAAGGUGGGACCCACCUUCUCCCAGGGCUUGGGGCCACUCGUGUGCACCCAUGUCCUGAGGGACACCCCGGUGCUGGGUGGGGGGGGGACAUGGGGACAUCCCGGUCUCAUCCCGGGUUGGGAAUAGCAUGGGGACCCUCUGGGGAUGGCCGUGUCCUAGGUGAAGGACACCGUGGGGACACUCUGGGUCCCCUCAGGUAGGGGACAUGGGGGGACAUCCGCGGUCGUGGGUCCUUGGGUGGUGGGUGCAGUGGGGACCCUCUGGGGACACCGUGGGUGGAGGGCACCAUGGAGACCUUCUGGGCCACCCACAUCCCAGGUAGGGGACACCAUGGGGACCCUGUGGGACACUUUGGCCCCAGGGGAGGGACACCAUGGGGACCCCCUGGCCCCAAGUAGGGGACACCAUGAGUGACACCGUGGUCUUGGGAUGUCCUGGUCAUGGGUGGUGGGUGC